ACCUUACUUAUUUAUACGUGUUAUACAUUUAUUUGAUAAUGGAUAGUGAAUAUAGUCAUAGAAAAUUAAGUCAUUUACGUAAAGUUUUAGAACGAUCUGGACCUUUUUGUCGUCCAGAUUUUGAACCUUCAUCAGAAUCUUUAAAAUUUUUAAUGCAAACAUGUAAAAUACUUGUAAUUGGUGCUGGUGGAUUAGGUUGUGAAUGUUUGAAAAAUUUAUCACUUAUGGGGUUCAGACAAAUGCAUAUUAUUGAUAUGGAUAUAAUUGAUUUAUCAAAUUUAAAUAGACAAUUUUUAUUUCGACACAAAGAUAUUGGUGCUUCAAAAUCAGAAACAGCAGCAAAAUUUAUAAAUGACCGUAUACCUGGCUGCAAUGUAAUACCACAUUUUUGUAAAAUUCAAGAUAAAAAUGAAGAUUUCUAUAGACAAUUUCAUAUAAUUAUUUGUGGCUUAGAUUCAAUAAUUGCAAGGAGAUGGAUUAAUGGCAUGUUAGUAUCGUUACUAAUUUAUGAAAAUGGCAUUCUAGAUCAAUCAACUGUAAUACCAUUAGUUGAUGGUGGAACAGAGGGAUUUAAAGGGAAUAUUCGAGUUGUUCUACCAGGACUAACUGCUUGCAUAGAAUGUACUCUAGAUUUAUAUCCUCCACAAAUUACUUAUCCAUUAUGCACUAUAGCAAAUACUCCGCGUUUACCAGAGCACUGCAUAGAAUAUGUUAAAGUAAUUCAAUGGCCUAAGGAAAAUCCUUUUGAUUGUUCUAUUGAUGGAGAUGAUCCACAGCAUAUAAAUUGGAUUUACGAAAAAUCUAUGGAACGAGCAGUCAAUUUUGGAAUUCAAGGAUUAACGUAUCGAUUAGUUCAAGGUGUUGUAAAAAACAUUAUACCUGCUGUUGCAUCGACAAAUGCUGUAAUUGCAUCCAUAUGUUGUACAGAAGUUUUUAAACUUGCAUCUAGUUGCAGUCCAUCGUUAAAUAAUUAUAUGAUUUUUACAAAUACAGAUGGAAUAUAUGGUUAUACUUAUGAAGCAGAAAAAAAUAUUAAUUGUUUAACGUGUAGUCAGACAAUAAAAGAAAUUGAAAUUAAAAGUAUUUAUAUUAAAUUGAAAGAUUUAAUUCAAUUAUUAUGUUCGAAAAAUGAUUUACAAAUGAAAAACCCAGGUAUUACGGCAAAUAUUUCAGGAAAAAUUAAAACUUUAUAUAUUCAAAGUGUUCCAAGUAUUGAAGAGAAAACUCGACAAAACUUAUCAAAAACACUAUUUGAUUUAGGUUUACGUGAAAAUUCCGAAAUCAUAGUAGCCGACGUUACCACUCCUAAUACAAUUAUGUUGAAAAUUAAAUUAUUAAAAAAUAGUUAAAAAAAAUGUUUUGCAAAAAGGACAGUUUUUAUUUUUAUUAAUAUCUCAUAAAAUACCUUCAUUUACCGUUUUAAAUUAUCCAACAAAUAAAUUAUUCAACUUAUACAAACAAUAUCAGUAUUUUCUACCUCAUUACAUUACUAAAUCAUAGAGUUGUAUCAUAUAAUAUAU
Molecule: messenger RNA, 1520 nt
Organism: Ceratosolen solmsi marchali
Lineage: Eukaryota; Metazoa; Arthropoda; Insecta; Hymenoptera; Agaonidae
Gene: Uba3
Product: Ubiquitin-like activating enzyme 3
Exons: 4
Coding region: 39-1349 (436 amino acids)
Biological process (GO): protein neddylation
Cellular component (GO): cytoplasm; nucleus
Molecular function (GO): NEDD8 activating enzyme activity
Source: RefSeq, a predicted model, not a curated record